AUGACCGCAGCAUCUAGAGCUAUACGUGCUAACCGAAGAGCUCAAGGAAUAGAACCUUCCACAUCCACGCAAAUCAACUCUUCCUUAGACGGAUCAGACAUGGCACCAGAAGAAGACUCCAACAUCGGCAACGACUCGGAGUCAACCGAGAUACUAGCUCAGGCCAACGCAAACAACAACGGCCAGAUGAACCAAACCGCGAUGAACAGACAUCAGGGUAACCUAGAUGACGAUCAUCAAAGUAACGAUAUUGUAGAUGAAAACCCUAACGAAGAUGAGAACCCUAGCGAAGAGGACAAUCCUAGAAACAAUGAGGACAAUGAACCAAGUAGUGAGUCAGACGGUGCAACUGCUCGUCAAUCUUCAAACGAGUCUUCCGAAGUAUCAGAAGAAGAUCCAGACAAACCCGAUUCUAGCAACGACUCAUCUCAAGUCUCAGAAGACGAAGGAGACUCAGACGACUCAAGCAGCGACUCUGAAGCACCUAUCCCAUCUAAUCCCUCCAUCUUGUCCGGAUCUGGGUCGGGAGGAAGCUCAGAUGGAGAAUCUAGCUUGUCCGGAGGAGAAGAAGAUUCCGAUUCAGAAGAAGAUGGAGUCACUAGAAGAAAGAGAAGAAGAAGAAUGUCUGUAGACAAGAUAACGAAGCUACUAGCUCAGCUAAAGAAAGAAAAGUCUAAAGCGAAGAAAACAACCAAGUCGAGGAAGAAAAACAAGAAACACAAGACUGGUAAGAAAGAAAGCAGAGGGAAAGGAAAAACUUCAAAGAAGUCGAAAAAGAAGAAAACAAUCGAGAUAGACAUCGGUGUUGUUCCUUCUGGUGACUUAGUACAAUUACAGCCAUUCUGGUCAGAUCAGAUGGAUGAAUUAAACACAUCCAUCCCCCUUACUGUUUUCGACCAGAAUUUCGCUAGAUUGGAUAAGAGCAAGGUCAACAAAGGCCUCGAGGCUCCGUCAGAAUACACCCAAUCCUUCGGAGAAUGGUCCAAGAACAUGAGCCUGUUUAGACGCUAUUUAACAGGAUACUACGGCCAAGCUCCUUUAGCAAAACGGUUGAGACUACACAUAGACAAUGUAAAGUCAAUCAAGCGAUCCACAGAAUGCUGGUUAACAGCCCUUAGAUAUGAUAUCUUAGUUCAAGCACAAAUCUUUGUGAAACGAGGAGAGAAAGAGAAGAUGAAAGACAUUGGAACGUUAGCGGAAAAGUAUCUGAAUCAGGCGAAAGACAAAUCCUUGAGAGCCGGUGAAGCGAACUGCGGUGAUACCAACCCUUACGCAAAAGGAGGACGAUUGGAGUUCAAACACCCAGAAACCGGCACUUGGAGACAAACAACACAGCCAACAGCUUCCUCUAGCAACAACAAGAGAGUCGUAGUAGAAUCAGACACUCAACCGUUCAAGAAACGAAGAGGAGCGAAGCGUAACACAAACACCACCCAAUCCUCUGUCAGCCACCACACACCAGUGGCUCCAGAGCGCCACUUUGCGACACACCAUGGCCUACCUCCCAACCCGAUGUCCUAUCAAGGACUUCGUCCCAUACCUCCAACGGCCCCUAUGGCAGCUAACAGAUUCCCCGGUAGAGGAGGACGAGGAGGUCAUAGAGGAAAUUGGAGAGGUGGUAGAGGAGGUAUACAUAACGUUGGCCAAGAAGGGUGA
Messenger RNA from Melampsora larici-populina 98AG31, 1656 nucleotides. RefSeq lists its product as uncharacterized. The transcript is spliced from 6 exons. The coding region runs from base 1 to 1656 and encodes 551 amino acids. NCBI's taxonomy places the organism in Eukaryota, Fungi, Basidiomycota, Pucciniomycetes, Pucciniales, Melampsoraceae. The record is from RefSeq and is a predicted model, not a curated record.